AUUAAAAAUUAAAAAAACCCUAACCAUCGGCGUUGUUCAUCUUCUCACCUGCGAUUCACAAACGGUCACCACCACCGUCCUCCUUCAUUCGGCGAUUCACGAACCACACCACCACCUUCAGUUUUUUCGCUGCCUCCGUCGCGGCCGCCGUUCAAGGAUAAACUACAUAUACAUACAACCAUGCUUAAUAUUGCGACCACGUUUUGCAAGCGACUGAAUGUCAAGGAUUUGGUGACCAAUGUUCCUGUCUAUAGCAGUUUUAGUGAUGGAGCUACUGCUGGAUUAAACUUAUUAUUCAGACGUUGGGCUACCAAAAAGACAGCUGGAUCAACAAAAAAUGGACGAGACUCGAAUCCCAAGUAUCUUGGUGUAAAGAAAUUUGGUGGGGAGAGAGUUAUUCCCGGUAACAUUAUUGUUCGUCAACGGGGCACUCGGUUUCAUCCUGGAGAUUAUGUUGGAAUAGGGAAGGAUCACACUCUUUUUGCCCUUAAAGAAGGCAAUGUCAAGUUUGAAAAGAACAAGCUGAGCGGGCGUAAGUGGGUACACGUUAUACCGAAGGAAGGGCACGUUCUUCAUCCUGUUUAUGAAACUACUUCUACUUCUCUACAAUUGAAGACAGCAGCAUAAUCUUUGGUGCUCGGUUGAUGAACAUGAUCGGCAAUGGUACAAAUUUUCCUGUUGUUUGUCAUGGUCCACACCAAAUUUUAACCAAACUCGAUCGCCUCGGGAGGAGGGGAUGUAGGCAGUCUCUUUAAGCGCCUGUUUUUAAUGUUUUAUUAUUUCUUUUUCUGGAAAGGCUAUUGGAUGUCACUUUAACCAAUAUGGAUACGAUGGACGUCCGCUUCUAGCUCGACCCGCUUAAAAAUCUGAUGGUGAAGAGAGAAAUUUCCAUUGUAAUUAAGUUGCCUCUUUUUUAAGCAAGUGAAGAUGUGCGAAGAAUUAUAGGUGUACUCCGAGUGAAUUUCAGGCCCUCUUUUAACCUCCUCCCCUAGCAAGGAAUAUUUUCUCUAUUGACAUUUCAAAUAGUUGGUUUAAUAAUAUUUUCUCUAUUGACAUUA
Messenger RNA from Cucumis sativus (cucumber), 1058 nucleotides. Its product is annotated as 50S ribosomal protein L27. The record is from RefSeq and is a predicted model, not a curated record. Gene Ontology annotation, molecular function: structural constituent of ribosome. The transcript is spliced from 4 exons. Gene Ontology annotation, cellular component: ribosome. Bases 181 to 627 code for a protein of 148 amino acids. Gene Ontology annotation, biological process: translation. NCBI's taxonomy places the organism in Eukaryota, Viridiplantae, Streptophyta, Magnoliopsida, Cucurbitales, Cucurbitaceae.